AUGGGCAAACGCACCACCGACGAAAAGCGCGACCGCGCCGUGGAGGGAGAAGACAUCGAGCUCGACCUGGCCGCCUCGCCCGCUGGGCAGCCUGCGGAGAGAGAGCGGAAGCGGAAGAUCAAGGAGGGUGAGACGCGUGCCGACGCGAAGGAAGAAGAAGAACUCGAGUUCGAGGAUCCCUACGGCGACGAGUUUGAUGAAGAGGAAGCUCUCGCGGCUGAGAUGAACGACGCCGCAACAUCGGAGAGCGACGAGGAAGAAGAAGACAACGACGGAGAAAAGGAAAAGGAUGAGCUGGAAGUCGUCACGCGCGCUUGGCGACCAGGCGUCGACAGCCUCGCAGAAGAUGAAGAGCUCGACUUUGAUCCUUCCGCCUACGAGAUGCUGCAUCGCGCCACCAUGGAGUGGUCCUGUCUGUCCUUCGACAUCAUCCGCGAUCCGCAUGCAGCGCUGCGCACAAAGCCGCCGUACACCGCGUACGUAGUAGGCGGGACACAGGCAGAGACGGCCAGCGGCAACCGGCUGUUCAUCAUGAAGUGGAGCGACUUGCAUAAGACGAACAAAGACGCCAAAGACAGCGACAACGACGACAGCGACGACGAAAGCGAUGAUGAGGGGUCAGACGAGGACCCCAAGCUGGACUUCCGCAUCAUCGCGCAUAGAGGCACGGUCAACCGCGUCAGGUGCUGCCCUCAGAUGAACCGCCUCGUGGCGACCUGGUCAGACCUGGGCGAAGUGAACGUGUGGGACAUUGACAAGCAGAUUAAGCGUCUCGACGACCCCGGCGCUGCGGGCCCCCCGCCGACGCCGCACCAGCCUCCAAAGUUCACGUACAAGGGCAGCGGCGUCGAGGGAUACGCGGUCGACUGGAACCCUGUGCACACUGGCAAGCUGUUGACAGGCGACGUCGAGGGCAGCGUGUGUCUGUGGGAGCCGCAGGAGGGCGGCUGGGGUGUCUCGCGAAUCAUCAAUCCGGCGAACAAGAAGAGCAAGAAAAUGCCGGCUGCGCGGUUUGCCGGCGUGUCUGACGGCGCGACCGUGGAGGAAACUCAGUGGAAAAUUGGAGGGAGUGGCGCCGGUGACGUCUUCGCGACAGCUUCCAACGACGGAGGAAUUCGCAUGUACGACACUCGCAGCAGCGCCUCCGCGCCUUCGCUGGCGCUCGUGCAUGCCCACAACAGCGACGUCAACGCCCUCCGGUGGUCGCCAGUGCACCACGACCUCCUCCUUUCCGGAGACGAAGAUGGCUGCGUCAAGGUCUGGGACGAGCGCUACGGCGAGGUGCCUCUCGUCGUCAUGCACUGGCACAAGAAGCCGAUCACCUCUGUGGACUGGCACCCCACCGACGAGGCGACGUUUGCGACGUCCGCUCUCGACGACAGCGUGGCGCUGUGGGACAUGUCGGUUGAAGUCGACGAAGACGCGGUGGAGCGCGAGAGGGCCUCCACAGGCGCCGCGAAGAACGACAAAGAAGACGAGAACACGAUGCCCGAGCAGCUCAUGUUCCUUCACUUGGGACAGGAGCACAUCUCUGAAAUCAAAUUCCAUCCGCAGAUCCACGGCGUUGUGAUUUCGACCGCAUGCGACGGCUUCAACUUCUUCAAAACGUGCAACAUCUGA
Messenger RNA from Besnoitia besnoiti, 1620 nucleotides. Its product is annotated as WD domain, G-beta repeat-containing protein. Lineage: Eukaryota; Apicomplexa; Conoidasida; Eucoccidiorida; Sarcocystidae. The transcript is spliced from 13 exons. The record is from RefSeq and is a predicted model, not a curated record. The coding region runs from base 1 to 1620 and encodes 539 amino acids. Gene Ontology annotation, molecular function: protein binding.